CGCUCCUCUACUACAACUGCCGCGCCGCGAGGGGAUCUAAUAUUUGCGCCCUCACCACCUGUCGGGUCACAUAGGCCACAGAUGGUCGAAGAUGAUCUUCUCAAAAUGCCAGGCAGCUUUGAUGUCGGCAACAACGCGCUGAACGUGGAGCACAAGCUGCAGUGGUCGCUCACUGACCUCGAGCGCACCGGUGGCCUCACAGGGUGGGUCGCAAAGUUGUUGCUGUCCGCUGGCGAUUGGAUCGACAACGAACUUGAAGAGCGACGGCAAUCAAUUGGAGGGAUAGACAACUUGUGGUUCCUCUUGACCGAGGCUGCCGACUUCAACCCGGUGUGCGCGUCGACGUACAUUCUGAAGGGGAAGUUGACGUUAGAGGAGUUAUACAAGGCAGCACACCGCCAGUCAGAGAAGUUCCCUAAAUACAAGCAACGGGCAACCUCUGUGUGCAGGCGGUUCCACGGCGCCCGCUUCGAAGAGGACCCUGACUUUGAUCUCAAGAAUCAUAUACAUGCUGUCGCUCUUCCAGAACCAGCGGGGCAACACGAAUUGAACGACUUGAUGGGCAAGUUCAUCGCUCAAGAUUGGGACCUGAAACGUCCGCUGUGGGAGAUGGUGCUGGUGGAGAACUACCGGGACGAGACCGGCGCUGAGAGUGCGUUGCUCACGAGAGGCCACCACGCCCUCGCAGAUGGUCAGGGAUUUGUUAUUAGCCAGCUCUACAUCACGUCGUAUCACGACGAGCUCGUCCAAAAGAUGCACUCGACGGCGGACUACCUCCACGCAGCGAAGAGAGGAAAGGUGCUACCUUCUAAGCUUCACCGCUCUCUUCGACCGCUCGACUCGCUGGCGACGAAUCCGUAUACCGCACCGCUGCUCGAACUCGUCAUGGCAUGCGCGUUCUGGUAUGUCUACGCCGUCUCGACGUUCAUCGGUCUCUUCUGGAGCGUCUACCAAGCUGUCCAUCAAACCGCCCUCUUCCUUCUCACCUGCUGGCGCGUCGACAUGCUCACGGGGCCGCAGCCAGGCCAGCGCGUGGCCGAGCGGGAGUUUGCCAGCUCGCGCGUGUUCAGCAUAAAGGAUGUCAAGCUCUGCCAGCAGGCGUUUUCUGGCGCGAAGCCUGGUAGCGCGGUCGCUGGCGUUCCGAAGGAGCAGCGGGAGAAGGUGCGCGCGAAAGCGGGGCACGUCACGCUGAACGAUGUCGUAUGCGCGGUGAUGGCGGACGUGCUCGGGAAGGAAAUCGCGUCCAGACCUGCGGACCAGCUGAACGGCCCCUGGGAGCGGAUGAAGCGGAAGUUGAGGACGGUGCUGCCUUCGCCUAUCGGGUUCUUUAUACCGAUGAGCACGCGCGCUCCCGGCGACUGGUCGAUGCGGAAUCUCUCGACGGGGUCCAUCGUGUACUUGAACCCGUCGACGAAUGUAUCCGACGACGUCACAGUGCACGAGCUUCACGCGCACAUCCACCAGUGCCGCGGAGAGCUCUCAAUCCUUAAACACAGCCUCCUGCCGGCGUUGUGCUUCCAUAUCCUGCAGUUGACCGGACAGGUUCCUGCGCUGUUGGAUCUCUCCCUGCUGGCGAAUCCGACCAAGGACCUCAAAGAGCUAUUCAACAAAUGGCUGAUGAGGCCGAUAUAUAACAUGGUAUUGCAAUCAUUCCCCGUUGUUCUGACAAAUGUUCCCGGCCCUGCAAACAGCACGAUCACCUUGCAAGGCACGGAGGUGCUCAAGUGGACAGCACUACCUCCUCAAGGCGGUAAAGGCACAAUUGGGAUGGGGAUCAUCUCGUAUGCCGGCGGACUCUCCAUAGCCGUUGCUGCCGAUCAAGUAUCGUUGAGCCUUGGAGUCGCGGAACGGAUAUGCGCGGGAUUCGAGGAGCGAUUUGAGCUCUACGUCAAAAGGGCGCGGGAGGUCGUGGACCAUCUGGACUAAAACAGAGAUACCUUGAGGCGCGUUCCAAAUCCGUUACUAGCAUUAGUUUUAUUGUUCGAUUGCGAGGACGUUAUAGGAUGAUACACGUACACCUGCCUUUCCCAAUACUGUAGGAUUUGUUAAUGCACUCCCACGACACCUCGCUGAGCGCGGGCGUUCGAUCCGGGCGUUGUGGCUAGGGACGGGCAAGAGCUGGCAAAGCGUGGUGAACGUUGGCGUGUGCCAGUGGCAUGAAGCUUGUCUCAGCGGUCUCUCGCUCUCUUGUCUCCUCUACUUAAUUAACGCAUGGCACGAACAGUAACAAAGGUCGAUCUUGUAUCCCAGGAUGGUUCAAGUUGACGUCAACGAGCAACA
This is a messenger RNA of Fomitopsis serialis, 2280 nucleotides long. Its product is annotated as wax ester synthase-like acyl-CoA acyltransferase domain-containing protein. Gene Ontology annotation, cellular component: plasma membrane. NCBI's taxonomy places the organism in Eukaryota, Fungi, Basidiomycota, Agaricomycetes, Polyporales, Fomitopsidaceae. The record is from RefSeq and is a predicted model, not a curated record. The transcript has 9 exons. Gene Ontology annotation, biological process: triglyceride biosynthetic process. The coding region runs from base 82 to 1926 and encodes 614 amino acids. Gene Ontology annotation, molecular function: long-chain-alcohol O-fatty-acyltransferase activity; diacylglycerol O-acyltransferase activity.